Molecule: messenger RNA, 1634 nt
Organism: Cryptotermes secundus
Lineage: Eukaryota; Metazoa; Arthropoda; Insecta; Blattodea; Kalotermitidae
Exons: 4
Coding region: 12-1298 (428 amino acids)
Source: RefSeq, a predicted model, not a curated record
GCAGCAGCAGAAUGACCAUAUCCAGUUUACUUGGGAGGGACGUCACUCCUGCACCUCCCGUUAGCCGGUUCGAGUUCAGUGGCCCCUCGCUGGCUGCAGAUCCUGUACUCGUCCAUUACGUGGAUGGAGGAGCAUACGCUCACGGCCAUGGCGGAGGUAAAGGAAGCUGGAAGGGUGGACACUCAGCGAUGUCGGCCUUAACACUCCUGGCGUUCCUGUUCUUCAUAAACCUUCUUCAGACUUGCAUACAAGAAAGCAUGCCGCCAACAGGGACAGCCAUGCUCAUGAUGGUAGCAGCAAACAGGAGUCGCCCACUGGUUCGCCCAAAGAGAGAAAUACAUCCGAACCAAGAAAUGGACAUAGAUGCCCUACCAGGCCUGGGCGUAUAUUGGGAUACGAACAUCCUAAUCCGACAGAAAGGGGAACCUGGGGCUAAUGGCUCAACUUUGGAGCAGAAGAUGAAGACCACUCGGCCCGCGAGUCAAGUUGAUGGGCAAGCCACCAGCAACAUAACACCUGACCACGAAGCAGAAAUUCCUGCAGACUACGGCGAUCAUCAGGACAGGACCCUCGUUUCGAAAGGCCUUCUGCCGCAAUCAAAUGAACGUUUAGAAACAGGCGAUGAUUUAACUGCACGUGCAAAUUCUUUCUUGCACGAACUGCAUACUUCUGAAAAGGAAUCAAGACAACAGGAAGAUGCAUCACUAGGCAAUGAAGGCUAUUCGACUGGUGGCACAGAAUUAACAAGAAGCCCUAAUCCAAGUUAUACCAAAUAUCACCAUUAUGACGAAUUCAGGCCCGUCUGGGACUAUUACCAAGAUGAUGGGUAUGACAGCACGCCUUCUGCAGUCUCUUCGCUAGAAGUGGGGCUCGGUAACGAGGGAUCUGUAAGCGAUUAUGAACUAAAUCUGUACCCGUUCAUGAACUUCGCAAACUACGUUUGGAGCAUUGUGGCGUCUGCUUCUAAGCGAAUUCUAUCGAGCGUGACGGUGGCCCAAUGUUACGAGUUGGUUGUCUGUGAAGCACAUCGUGUUGGGAGAGCCUGGGGAGAAUCGGGAAUGUUGUUGGCAUCCGGUCUCAGCGAGAUUAUGAUGUGGAUUUACGGGGAAGACGGUGAACACAGGAGACUGAUCACGGAAGCUGCGACGACCGGAAGAAAAAGACAGAGCUGCUGGGUGCAAAUGCAACAAUGCGAAGACAAAAGUCGAGAUAGAUCAUUGUUGCCCAUCAUGGCGACGGUGCUGGAAAGACUUUUUCUAACACAUCAAGACACUUCUGAAGUUUCCAAUGACAUAUGAUUAAAAUCGGCCUCUCCUGUCCUGAAUAUAUAGUGCGUAUAAAAUGUCUGCGAUACAUUUCGAAGUUUUAUCUGCUUGUUCGUUUCUACAGAUUAAUUCAUAGGAAACAUGGAUCCUUUUCUAAUAAUUCACACAACUUCAUGUAUGUACACAACAUUCAUAGAAACUACCUAAUAUGAGUAUGAACGAAGUGUUGGGCGACAAAAAUUUAAGUCUGGCUUAGUUAAUUACUUUUAUUGCCGUACAGAGCACUCAAAUCAAAGGAACAAAAUGGUGUCAAAGGAAGAAACAGCAAGAUGUGUGUUAUGCUUGUUAGGAUGUCAUUCUGCCAUUGUU